Colletotrichum orchidophilum is the source of this 2166-nucleotide messenger RNA. RefSeq lists its product as uncharacterized. The record is from RefSeq and is a predicted model, not a curated record. Lineage: Eukaryota; Fungi; Ascomycota; Sordariomycetes; Glomerellales; Glomerellaceae. Gene Ontology annotation, molecular function: zinc ion binding; nucleic acid binding. The transcript is spliced from 2 exons. The annotation marks the transcript as partial.
CCAGCUUGGACCUUUGCCUUCAUAGAUGAAAUCUACAUUCUCACUGGCUUGGUCGCGGUAUUCUUCCUGAAGACGACCACCUAUUCCUCCCUCUGGGCGUGGGUCAAAGCUGUUCACCAGCCCAAGAAACGAGGCACCUCACUAUCAAUCAUGGCCGACCAUGCACCAGGAAUGGGGCCAGCUACGAAAGAGCCCAGCUGCAUUAAUUGUGGCGGGGUUGGACAUUGGGCCGUUGCUUGUCCGGAGCCUGUCAGAGCGAAGCCCGCCGGCAAUCCGAUCGUUACUCGAUACGCUCCGCCCCCGGGCCAACCCCAUGCUCCUCCGUACCCCGGCCCCCUGCCUUCCUAUCCGUCAUACCCUCCACCUCCCAAUGGCUACCCUCCCCCGCCGGCAGGGAGCUACCCCGGCUAUUCCCAGUUUUCUCCGCCGCCGCCGCCUCCCCCCGGCGCCUACCCACCACCUCCCGCUCCUCCCGCACCGUACCAUUAUCCAGCAGCUGGCCAGUAUGGCGGGCCUCCACUUCCCGGUCCCUCUAGUCUACCACCUCCUCCAUAUCAACCACCACAAUACGCUGCCGGUGCUCCUUACCCUCCACCGUCUUACCAGUCAGCACCUGGAUAUCAGCCCGGUCCUCCACCCUCGAGCGUUCAGUAUCCGCCUUCCUAUAACUCAACACCUCCGGGAGGCUACCCUCAGCCGCCUUACGGAUCUCAACAGCCUCCGCCACCGAAUUCUUACCCUCCCUCAUACGGUCCACCUGCUCCGGGAUAUGGCCAUCCGCCUCCCUUGCCUGGCCCUCCACGUGCUACACCUCCAGGGCUCCCACCAAUACCUCCUCCCAGGAGCCAACCGCCGCGGGAUCGGAAUGGACGACACCGCCAGGGGCAUAAUAACCGAGAUCGUUCUCGCAGGAACAAAAACGGCAACCAGCCGAAACGGGAUGCUUCGCAGUCCAGACCCAAGUCCGGCAAUAAAGACCGACCUGAGGCACAACAGCCCGAAGCUCAAGCAAAAGCUACUGAGGCGCCAUCAGUCGCAAGUGGUACGCCUGAAAGCAGAAACGUCAACAUAGCUUCAGAGCAGGAAGCUGAUGAAGAAUUUGAUUGGAAAUGGGAGGAGGAGAUGGUCUUCAAAGAGCUAGGCGAAACUCAUCAACCAGACCCGAUUGCCAUGCCGCUACCCGGACCUGAGAAUUACCAUGAUAACGUCAUGCUGCCUCCGGCGUGGAAUGCCACUUGGAUCCAGUCUCGAUUUGCAAAGGAAGGUAAUCUCGAAGAUUUCUCGCGGCCGAUACGAGAGACGGAAUUCUUCAUCACGAUGCAAUACGACCCAGCGUUCUGGAAGUGUCCCGAGGGGCGUGCGCACAAGCAGCUCCCUGAGCCACGAGAGAAGACCAGCACUUUCAAGUCCAGUCGCCUUCCAGGGUUCCCAUCUCUCCCGCCGAAACCUCCUACCCCAGAAAAUCGUGAUUACCGACUGAUCAAUAACCGAAAGCGAACAUUGGACGAUUCAGCAUACAAGAACCCACGAGCCAGGGGUGGCCAAGAAGUUGGUGAAUGGGCGGAUCAUCGUCAUAAGAGGCACAAGGUUGAGUCGCUUUCCGGCUACAACGCCAAUUCACCACAUAAUCGAAGAUCCAGGGACGACUUGAGGCCGGUUGAUCGCAAUCGUCACCAAAGACCAGAACACACCGAUUCUGAUCCUGCCCAGGCGCUCCUCGUGUCCUUGGAUGAGUCUCAAGACACCGGUUCAUCCAGGCGAUUUGAUGAAGAGAGAGUCGCAGGUCUACAAGACUCUGGAUAUUAUAGCUCCCGACAUGUUCGCAGGCAGACCUCGACCAACAGCUUCCAGGAAAGGGGAGCAUCACCGCCCCUAACGCUUCGCGGAACAUCACGCCCAGAAAGCCGGCCGCAGAGCCGGCAGGCAUCUCAAUCUCGAUCUCGUUCGCGUCACUCCCGCCGCCGUGGAUCUCACAGCAGCCCUGCCGAAUCACGCCCAGUAUCUAGGCAAUCUGCGGCGUCUUUCGGUACUGAAGCAUCAGAACUAUCAGCACUAGAAGCUGAACUACUCGGCAUUGCUCCCAAGUCGAAAGGAGACCGUGAUGGCAAACACGAUGGCAUGAAGAUGCGGAAGCGCGUUACCAAGGUCGAUUCAGCUUACAGGUAA